Molecule: messenger RNA, 2051 nt
Organism: Durio zibethinus
Lineage: Eukaryota; Viridiplantae; Streptophyta; Magnoliopsida; Malvales; Malvaceae
Product: protein DETOXIFICATION 51-like
Biological process (GO): xenobiotic detoxification by transmembrane export across the plasma membrane
Cellular component (GO): membrane
Molecular function (GO): antiporter activity; xenobiotic transmembrane transporter activity
Source: RefSeq, a predicted model, not a curated record
AGGAGGAAAGGAAAAAAAGGAAAGAAGAGAAAGGAAAUAAAAAAAAUGAAUUAAAAAAAAAAACUCCAACUCAACUCAUCUAUUAAUAUACCCCAUCUCUGCUGAAAAUCAAACCAUUCUAUCUGUCUAUCCUUGAAGGGAAACUUAGCAUCCAUACAAAGUUAGAGAGAGCGAAAGGAAGGAAAAGAGCGCUCUUUAUGAGAGUAUCUCUGGAGAGUUGAAACGAAAAACAACAAGCAGUAUUUUGCAUCAUCAUUUAUUCUUCUUCCUUCUUUUCAUCAUCGUCGUCGUCGUCAUGUGUAACAAAAGCACAACCGCUAUAUCUACUUCAACUGAGAAAUCAUCUCAAACCCACCUCUAUUUCAAUCUUCUACCACAACCCAACUCCAUAAAAGACACUGAAAAGCAUCAGGAACACCAAAGAUCUGAAUACUUAUACCCUUCAAUCUCUGAGAUCAUAACAGAAGCUAAGUCACUCUUUAAUCUAGCCUUUCCCAUAGCCCUAACCGGUCUCAUUCUCUAUUCUCGUUCCCUUAUUUCCAUGCUUUUCCUUGGCCUUCUUGGUGAUAUCCAACUUGCCGCUGGUUCAUUGGCUAUAGCCUUUGCUAACAUCACUGGCUACUCAGUUCUCUCUGGCCUUGCUUUAGGUAUGGAACCUCUCUGUUCCCAAGCCUUUGGCGCUCAAAGGCCUAAACUUUUAUCUAUAACCCUUCACCGCUUUGUUAUUUUCCUCUUAUUCACGUCCAUAUUAAUUUCUUUUCUUUGGAUAAACAUGUUCAGCAUUUUGGUUUAUCUUCAUCAAGAUCCUAAUAUCACCCGCAUCGGCCAGACGUACUUACUCUUUUCCCUCCCUGACCUCUUCACCAACUCUUUCAUUCACCCAAUCCGCAUUUACCUUCGCGCUCAAGGCAUCACUCACCCGCUUACUUUUGCAACCCUCAUCGCCACCAUUCUCCAUUUACCCAUCAAUUUCUUACUCGUCUCUCAUUUCAACUUCGGCGUCGCCGGCGUUGCCGCUUCCGCUUCCAUUUCCAACUUCUUUGUUCUCAGCUCCUUGGUUGCUUAUAUUUGGGCCUCCGGCCUACACGAACCCACGUGGGAAAAGCCCAGUUUGGAGUGCUUAAACGGCUGGAAACCGCUGCUCAAGCUAGCCGCGCCGAGCUGCGUUUCGGUUUGUUUGGAGUGGUGGUGGUAUGAGAUCAUGAUAGUUAUGUGUGGGCUUUUGAUGAACCCAAAGGCGCCGGUUGCUUCCAUGGGAAUAUUGAUACAAACGACGUCGUUGAUAUACGUUUUCCCUUCUUCACUGGGUUUCGCUGUUUCGACUCGCGUUGGUAACGAACUAGGGGCAAACCGUCCUUAUAAAGCGAGGUUAUCAGCUGUGGUGGCGGUGUUCGUAUCAGCCAUGAUGGGCCUAUCAGCUUCGAUGUUUGCUUCUGGGAUGAGGCACAAGUGGGCCCGGAUGUUCACAUCUGACUCCGAGAUCCUGCGGUUGACAUCCAUUGCCCUUCCCAUCCUAGGGCUAUGCGAGCUUGGGAAUUGUCCACAAACGGUGGGAUGUGGGGUCCUCAGAGGGAGUGCACGUCCUUCCACCGCAGCUAAUGUGAACCUCAGUGCAUUCUACCUGGUAGGCAUGCCAAUGGCAAUUGGACUCGGGUUCUAUCUCGGAGUUGGGUUUUCUGGGCUUUGGUUGGGCUUACUUGCCGCCCAAGUGUGUUGUGCUGGGCUUAUGUUGUAUGUAGUGGGGUCCACUGACUGGGACCUACAAGCUAAGAGGGCCCAGAUGCUGACCUGCAUAGAUACAACGAUACCUAUUGAUUAUGAUAAAAUCAUGGGUGAGGAAGAACAGCCGUUGAUUUCUAUUACGGUGACUUCGGCUUCUUGAUUAACCGAAGUUUGUAGUAAAAUUAGAAACUAAUAUAUAACUCCAUUUCUUAUCUUCUUUUCCUUAUUUUUUUUCAUUUCAUUUUCUCUUUUUUUUUUUUUUGAGUUUGUGAAUGGGGGUUAGUUCAAUUUAGUAAAAAGAUAAAAAGAAAAUGUUUUGUUGUCUGCUA